Messenger RNA from Strongylocentrotus purpuratus (purple sea urchin), 1652 nucleotides. RefSeq names its product dnaJ homolog subfamily C member 4 (gene dnajc4). The coding region runs from base 219 to 965 and encodes 248 amino acids. Lineage: Eukaryota; Metazoa; Echinodermata; Echinoidea; Camarodonta; Strongylocentrotidae. The record is from RefSeq and is a predicted model, not a curated record. The transcript is spliced from 7 exons.
GUCAUUUAGGGUAUCUGCUGUAGCAAGCAAACCCUCGCAGAUAAAUUUGAAGAGAGGGAAAGGAGUGCACUUGCAGCAGCCCGCAUGUUAAGGCGGUGCCGGUGUUCAGCAAGAAUGAAGCUAGGUGUGCAUGGUCUAGCGGCUCUAGCUAAUCCAUCUAUGUUCUCUUUUUGAAAAGCCAAUUGAAUUCACCACCUUGAGCUAAUGAGAGAAUCAGGAUGCCAUUCACCAAUGCCUUCAUGGUGUGUUCAAGAUGUCAGCAUAGACUUGUUCUACAAAGUCUGAACCAUGUUAGAGGCAUAACAACUGGAGCAAGGAUGUGGAGUCAGGCACAACCAAACUAUUAUGAGACCUUGGGAGUGCAGAAAGAUGCAACCAAUUUAGAAUUAAAAGCAGCGUACUUCAAAUUAUCAAAAGUUCUCCAUCCUGAUGCAAACCCCCAGAACCCAGACCAACAUGACCUGUUUGUGCAGCUGAAUGAGGCGUAUGGAAUCCUGAGUAAAUCUACCACCAGGAGAGAUUACGAUCUAAGUCUUACCCGACCACACAUCAAGGAGAUCAGAGUUCAUAACAUGGAUCAUGUCUCACCGGACAACCCAUUUGGUGGACAUACAGAAUCAGAUUGGUUUCCAAGAACGCACAUCUUCAGGGAAGGUGGUGAAGAGAAGGUGAAUGAGAACUACUAUGGAAUCAAGGGAUUCAGGAGAGUUAAAAACACCUAUGUGGUGUAUGGGUGUGUCGCAUUCAUCUUUACCGGUGCUGUCUUUCAUUUCUUUGUCUUCAAACAUAGCAGUGAAUAUGCAACACAGAGACUAGAUGCAAAGGAUAAAAAGAUUGCAGAACUGUAUAACCAAACCAAAGAGAGAGCAAGGAAGAAUGGACCUAAGAAACAGAUGGAGUUGCUGAGAGAGAGGCACAACGCAAACCAAAUGAAGCUUGCCAAACAACUUGAAGGAGAAACAUGAUAUGCAUUUUACUUUUUGAGCAUGUUAUUUGACAAUAUUGGAAUAACGUUUUUUUCGACUCUAUUGGUCAUAUUUUUACUAUUUUACUUAAUGACAGGUAUUAGGGUUUUUCCCUAUGUUUUCACUGUACUGUCCUAAAUAAAAUGUUGACAUUUUAAAAUUAAAAUAAUUAUGCUAUUAGGUGUGGUGCUUUUAAUCACAUUGGGUCAGAAGAUUUUAGAAUCAUGUAUCAUAAUUACUUUCUGGCACUUUAUAAUUCUUUUUUAUCAAAAGUUUCCUUUAAAAUAUAAGAGUUUCAUAUCAACAUUUUUUGAAAAUUAUAAUUCAAUAUUUUAGAGAUUGAGAUCGAGUGUAUUCCUGGAAAAUGAUAAAUAUAUAUUUUUGUAAUGUAAACCAAGAGUGCAUUUUAUAGUAGUGGCAAUGUGGCAUCCCAAUCAAUUGUGCGGUUUGUAACUUUAUACAUGAUAUACAUGAAUAUCUUGACCAUUUUUCCUGCUGAGAAAAUAUAAAAGAUGGUCCUCAUGUGCAAUGUAGGGAAUAUAAGAUAAGGAUAUGGGAAGUAGCAGAUAACAAUAAGCUUAAAAGUACCAGAGGGAAUUAUUUAUGAUAAUUGUUUACUUAAAGCUUAUAUUGUUUUGUUGUAAAGAAAGAAAGAGCUUCAGACGGCCACUUUUAAAUCAUUUUUUU